This is a messenger RNA of Tigriopus californicus, 1723 nucleotides long. RefSeq names its product U4/U6.U5 tri-snRNP-associated protein 2-like (gene Usp39). Gene Ontology annotation, molecular function: cysteine-type deubiquitinase activity; zinc ion binding. Lineage: Eukaryota; Metazoa; Arthropoda; Copepoda; Harpacticoida; Harpacticidae. The record is from RefSeq and is a predicted model, not a curated record. Gene Ontology annotation, biological process: mRNA processing; spliceosomal complex assembly; protein deubiquitination. The transcript is spliced from 2 exons. Bases 102 to 1709 code for a protein of 535 amino acids.
UGGUGGUUGUUUUCAUUUUUAGAGCACGGGUGAUUCCUCUAUCCACUCCAUGCUCUCUCCCGACAACCUGAUUUUGAAUUAACGGAAGGUUUCUUUCUAUCAUGGCCAAAACUCGAGGAGAAGCCCAAGAGUCGACGGGAAUUGACGAGCAGGGGUCUAAGAUGGCCUUGAAACGUCGCCAAGAUGCUUUAGACCAUGACAAGUACGAUGAAGAUGAUGCCAUGGCCAACGUCGGGUCGGAAGCGAAGAGGCGUGAACUUGCCAAUGCAUCCAAGUCCGUGGAAUGCCCGUACUUGGACACGAUCGAUCGAAACGUGCUGGACUUUGAUUUCGAAAAGCUGUGCUCGGUGAGCUUGUCCCGCAUCAAUGUGUAUGCUUGCCUGGUUUGCGGCAAGUACUUUCAAGGCCGAGGACAGAACACUCACGCUUACACGCAUUCAGUCAGUGACGGUCAUCGCGUGUUUCUAAAUCUCGAGACCAAGAAGUUCUAUUGUCUCCCGGAUAACUACGAGAUUAUCGAUCCUUCCCUCUCGGAUAUCUUGUAUGUUCUCGAUCCCAUUUUUAGCCCGGACAUGAUUCGACAGAUCGAGACCACGUCCAAAGAGGUCAGAGCCUUAGGUGGCAUGCGCUAUUUACCAGGAGUGGUGGGUCUGAAUAACAUCAAAGCCAAUGAUUACUGCAAUGCCGUGCUCCAGGCCAUGUCUCAUGUGGGUCCCAUCCGAAAAUAUUUCCUGGAUCGAAAUAAUUACAAGGAUAUCAAAAGGCCUCCAGGUGAUUUGAGUGCCAUUUUAGUUCAACGCUUUGGCGAGCUGAUCCGGAAGCUUUGGAACCCCCGAAAUUUCAAGGCCCAUGUUAGCCCUCAUGAAAUGCUUCAGGCGGUCGUGUUGUGCUCCAAGAAGAAGUUCCAGAUCACGGCACAGGGGGAUGCCGAACAGUUCCUUACAUGGCUUCUGAAUGCUCUUCACAUGGCCUUAGGGGGAACGAAAAAGGCGCAGUCAAGUAUUAUCUACAAGGCUUUUCGCGGGGAAAUGCGGAUUCACACCAAAAAAAUUCUUCCCACCGAUGUGGACGAGUCGAAGCGUGAGGAGAUGCUCACUUUGGAUGAGUUCCAAUGGAAAACCACAGAGAGCCCUUUUCUGCAUUUGACUUUAGAACUGCCUCCACCCCCUUUGUUCAAAGACGAGAUUCAGGAAAAUAUAAUUCCUCAAGUGAGCUUGUUCAAUGUGUUGGCCAAGUUCAACGGUAUGACUGAAAAGGAGUACAAUACCUACAAAGACAAUUUCCUCAAGAAAUUUGAAAUUAUCAAGUUACCGCCGUUUCUAAUCUUAUAUUUUAAACGAUUUACGAAGAACACGUUUUUCCUGGAAAAGAAUCCGACAAUCGUGAAUUUCCCCAUCAAGUCGGUUGAGUUUGGAGAUCUGGUUGCACCGGAGUUCAAGCAUCUAUACCCCGACAACGCCGCGUAUGAUCUGGUCGCAAAUAUCGUACACGAAGGACCACCCAAAGGGGGCAUCUACAAGGCCCACAUUCUUCAUGAAGGUUCUGGAAAAUGGUUUGAAAUGGAAGAUCUUCAUACAGGAGCAGCUCUACCCGAAGUUCUUCCUUUGUCGGAGGCCUAUAUUCAAAUUUAUAAGCGCAUAAAUGAGCCCCUAAAAGAUGGGAAAAAGUCCGUACAAACAAAAGGAAAAGAAGGAACUAUGAAUAAAUAAUUGAUUCCUACCAG